Lachancea dasiensis is the source of this 825-nucleotide messenger RNA. The record is from the annotation of a GenBank genome assembly. Lineage: Eukaryota; Fungi; Ascomycota; Saccharomycetes; Saccharomycetales; Saccharomycetaceae.
AUGCAACCAGUCGAAGUAAUCGCCGACGUUGUAGAAGUGAGGCACAGAAGGUUGGAGACAAACUCAAACACUUUCAUGGCGAAAUUUGAUCAAACAGCAACUUUCCACAAGUCUGUUGCACCUGGAAACCACAAGGCGAUUGUUUUUAUCCACGGAGGGGCCUGGAUCGACCCAUCGAACACACCUCAGGACUUUGAGAAGCUUGCUAAGCACUUGCUAGCCUUGACGCAUUCACAACCAACAUUCUCCUUAUAUGCAAUUGAAUAUCGCUUGUCUCCUGAAGUCAAGCAUCCAGUACACAUCCAAGACGUGGCCGAAAAUAUUGCAGAACUGAUCAAACUUGAAAAGAUAGAUGAAUUGCACAUCCUUGGACAUUCAGUGGGUGCCACGCUGGCGUGGCAGCUGUUAAGCAUGCCGCUAGACAAUCAAGUUGUUAACUCUCUUCAAUUGGGGCAUAUUAGGUCCAUUUUAAAGCAAUGCUUUUUAGUUGAUGGCAUCUUCUCUCUCACAGAAUUACUAUUGGAAUAUCCGACUUAUGACUACUUCGUUUUUCAGGCAUUCAAUAGCACUACUGAGUAUGAUGAUCCGAAGUCUUCCUCGUUAGAUAUUCCCUCCGAUGUUGAGUUACACAUUCUUCAUUCUUACCGCGAUGAAUUGCUUUCACUGCGGCAAAGUAACUACCUAUGCCACGUUCUACAGGCUCGUCACCAACCAUUUCAAAGUUAUUGGACAGAUAUGGGUAAGCAUAAUGACGUUUAUGAAAGUUUGACCUUAGCAAAGUAUAUCCUAUGUAGCAUGACGCGCCAGGUCUCAAAAGAUAAGUGA